This is a messenger RNA of Aethina tumida (small hive beetle), 1459 nucleotides long. Its product is annotated as (Lyso)-N-acylphosphatidylethanolamine lipase. The coding region runs from base 169 to 1350 and encodes 393 amino acids. NCBI's taxonomy places the organism in Eukaryota, Metazoa, Arthropoda, Insecta, Coleoptera, Nitidulidae. The transcript is spliced from 6 exons. The record is from RefSeq and is a predicted model, not a curated record. Gene Ontology annotation, cellular component: lipid droplet.
AUUAUACUGGACUGUCAUUAAAUGUUGGCAGAGUUAUCUCUAUUACUAAGCAAAAUUUCAAUCAAAUCUUGACAAUUAUAAUGUUUCAAUCUCAUCAAACUAUUGUAAUCCAAAAUUUUCGUUGCAUGAUUCAUAACCACUUCUAACUGAUUCUAUAUACAAUCAUUAAUGUUCUGUUCUGCCAUUCACCAAAAAAUAGUGUCCACAGGAAAAGUUAAACAGUACAUAAGGUGCCUUCAUUCUUUCACGAUGUCGAAGGAUAAUUCAUACAAGGACAGGUACUCCUGGAUAAAAUUUUCCGAAGCCAAGCUAAUUUCAAUUGAAAAAAGAAUACUGGAAGUCGUAAAAACUGCCUACAAGGGAUGGUUUGUACCUGUACAAACAGUAAGUGAUGAGGAUAAAAUAUGGACAGUGUCCUUAAACCCAGAAUCAAAAAACACUCCUCUGUUACUAUUGCAUGGAUUUGCUGCUGGUUUAGGAUUUUGGUGCCUUAAUUUUGAUGCCUUUGCCAAGGACAGACCUGUCUAUGCCAUUGAUUUGCUUGGCUUUGGGAGAUCUUCAAGGCCAACGUUUAGCAGUGAUAACACAGAAGCUGAGAAGCAACUGGUGGAGUCUAUAGAACAGUGGAGAAAAAGCGUAAAUCUCGACAAAUUUAUUAUUUUGGGCCACAGCUUCGGCGGCUAUUUGGCCACCAGCUAUUCAAUCCAGCAUCCAGAGCAUGUAAAGCAUCUAAUUUUGGCAGACCCGUGGGGCUUCAAUAUUAAACCAGACAAUUUUAACCCACCUUUGUGGCUAAAGACAUUGGCGUUCUUCCUGUAUCCAUUCACGCAGUUCAAUCCUUUGGCGACUGUUAGGGCUGCUGGUCCUAUAGGUCCUUGGUUGAUAAAGAAAACUAGAGCUGACAUAUCUGAGAAAUAUGCUGAAUCUUUGGAUGACAAAGAUCUUAUUACUGAAUAUAUUUACCAGUGCAACUCCCAGAAACCAACUGGGGAAUCAGCAUUCCAUAGCAUGAUGAAAGGUUUUGGUUGGGCCAAAAAUCCAAUGAUUGACAGAAUACAGGACUUGGAUAAAAACAUUCCCAUGACAAUAUUAUAUGGGGAAUAUUCUUGGAUAGACAAGUCUUCUGGAGCGAUCAUUCAAGAUAAAAGACCCACUUCAUACGUCGAUUUGAAAAUUGUGCCUGGAGCUGGACAUCAUAUUAAUGCUGACCAACCUGAAAUUUUUAAUAACUUGGUUGUAGAAACUUGCAAUUUGUCUGAUGCCAAAGAGGAUCAACCUAAAAAAGUUGAAGAUUCGAAAAAGAAUGCUGAAAAUAGUGAUGGCGUCAAUGUUGACUUAGCACUCAACUAAAGUUUAUAGUUCAGUAUUAUUUAUUUUAUUUAUUUAUAAAAUGUUAAAAUCGCGAAAUAUUUUAUUGUGAAUAUUUUUACACUGGUUUUAAUAAAAGACGGUAUUUUUA